Plasmodium reichenowi is the source of this 8316-nucleotide messenger RNA. RefSeq names its product surface-associated interspersed protein 13.1 (SURFIN 13.1). The record is from RefSeq and is a predicted model, not a curated record. The transcript has 2 exons. NCBI's taxonomy places the organism in Eukaryota, Apicomplexa, Aconoidasida, Haemosporida, Plasmodiidae. The coding region runs from base 1 to 8316 and encodes 2771 amino acids.
AUGGAAUCAUUUUUAGAAUUAAAUAUACCAUUAAAACUUAGGAAAAACAGAACUCAUCAAUAUAAUGAAUACUCACAAAGGUUAUUCGAAGGUAUUAUGGAAUAUAUAGCCAAGCUACUUACUUAUGAACAUGAAAAUGAAUGCAAACAUAUCUGCAGAAAUAUGAAUUAUUGGAUAGAAGAUAUGAAAGAUGAAUUUAGAGAAAAAAUUUUGCCACAUCAUAAUCAUAAAGAAGAUGAACAAGUAUGGGAUAAAUAUAUUGAAAAUGAAUAUUUGGUUAAACUAAAUCCAAUUAUAGGACAUGUUUGUAAACGAAAACCAAUCCCAUAUAUUAAAAUGGUCAGAAAUAUAAGAAAAAAAUUAGAACAAUGGUGUGACGAAAAAGACGAAAUAUAUAAAGAGUUUGAAAACUCAAAACUAACAAAUAAGGAAAAAUGUGAUUUAUUUAACGAAUGGAAAUAUGAAGAACUGAAUAAAUUUAAAAGUAUUAAAGGAUGGUAUAAAUAUGCAACUAAAAAUAAAUAUAAUGUAGCUUUCACAAUUAACGAUAAAUGUAGUUUAUCUACUUUAUUUAAAAAUGAUUUCGAAUGCGAAAAUAAUAUACGUAAAAAAAAAAAAAAAAAAAAAAAAAAACCAAGAAUUAAAAAUCAGCCUCAAAAAAUAUCAGCUAAUAAAGAUGAUGAGGAUUAUGAAGAUUUUGAAGAUUUUGAAGAUUUUGAAGAUGAUGAAGAUAAUGAAGUUGAUGAAGAUGAUGAAUAUAAUGAAAAUUAUGAAGAUGAUAAAGAUGAUGAAGAAUAUGAUAUAAAUUCAAAGAUAGGUAAACUUCUAAAUCAACAUAUAAAAGACGAUCAAACAAAGAGAGAAAAAACUGAAGUAUAUGAAGGUAAAGGUGGAAAACGUGUAACACAAAAAAAAACCCUAAAACAAAUUCCUCCUAGAUCACCAUAUAAUUUAAAACAAAAAUUACAACCAACACAUAUUUCUUCCGUUCAACCAAGACAUUUAAUAAAAACAACUUCUGCUUCAGAUUCAACUACAACUUCACCAAGCUCUUCUACUCCUCUUACAAGAAGUUCCGUUCAUCCUUCAGUUCCUGCAUUAUCUAGUACAAAAUCAGGUACACAUGAUACACAAUCUGAUACACAAUUAACUAAACCCUCUACUACGACAACUAUAGAACAUACUAUUAGACAUCAUAAUGAACCUUCCACAUCAUAUAAUACUACAGAUAGUGCUACUCCACCCUUUGCAAAACCACAUCCACCUUCUUUAUCUGAAAAAGAAAAUACGAGGGAAAACGAAAAUAGAAACGCAGAUGAUGAAUUUUCUCAAUCAUAUGAACAAAAAACAAAAAACAAAUCAAAAGAUGAAUUAAAAUCUCAAACACCCAAUGAAGCAAAAAAGCUACAAGUGAAUGUUACUAAAUCUACGAAUACCGAAACUUCAGAAAACAAAUCACCAGAAGUAACAAAAUCUCCUAUUCCUAUACUAUCAAGUAGGAUUCAAGAGGAAAAAGAAAAACUAGGAACUGGUGGAGAUAAAUCUAAGGGAUCUAAAAUUAUAUCACCAUAUAGUGCAUCAUAUUAUCUUGGAAAUGUACUUAAUAUAAUUGAAGAUUUUUUAUCAACUUUAUAUUCAGAAGAUAAUACACAAAAAAUAUUAAAAGAUUCUAUUGAUUCAAAAAAUAAUAUUUAUAAUAACUCAAAUAGUCAAGAUGAAAUGUUAAAGAGUACACAAAUUGGAAAGACACAGGAAUCAAUCAUUACGAGUGAUUCUACUAAUGAUGAAACUCAUAAAAAUAAACAAGAGGAGAAAACAAAUGAUAAUGGAAAUAAUAAUCUACAACAAUUACAUGACGGUAAACCACAUGAAGAACCAAUUGAACCUCCUUCAGAUCCAAUAGAAAGAGCCACUUUUAUUGUUCCUCCUCAACAUAAAACUAAAAAAUUAGAUCCUUCAAUAUUUGGAAGAAAAAAAAUGCAAAUAACACCUCCUAUUAUAGGUGUUCCUCCUUCAAUAUUAGAGAAAUAUCCUCACAUACUAGAAAAAUACAAAGGAUAUUCUAAAACUAUACAAGAAGAAGAAUGGGUUGAAGGAAAUAAUGAUGCCUUACCUGUAAGAAAACGUGACGUCAUAGAAAACGAAUUAGUAAUCCAAACUAUUCCACGAGAUGUAAGACAUAUUAUGCCUGAAAAUUAUUAUAACGAAAAACAAAAAUUUCACAAUAAAUUAAAUGAAUAUAGCCUAAGAACUUAUGAUAUUCCAAAAAAUAUUAAUUUACACCUUAAACCAAAUGAUUAUUUGGAAAAUGAAUUUCCUAAAAAUAUAAAUCAUUAUGAUUAUCAAUUAGAACAUUCAAAAAAAUAUAUACCAAAAUAUAUUGAUUUAGAAAAUCCACCAGAACAAAUAAGUGAACCAAAACACAAUCCUAAGAAUAUUUAUAUACUUGGUAAAAAGUUCAAUUAUCCUAUCCCUUUUAAUAAAUUGAAUAAUAUUGAUAAAAAUUCCAAAUUCACAAUUGCAAAAAAUGAUUAUUCAUUAUAUUCUAAUAAUCAGGAUAUUAUUGUCGAAAUACCUAAAUUAACAAAUACAAUUCCUGAGAUUUUAACAAUUCCAGAACAAAACAUAAUAUCCAAUUAUACUAAAAUGGAUAUUGAUAUUCCUCAUGAAAAUUAUGAGUAUAGCUUUUUUAGAAAGCCUAAUAAAAUUGAAAAAAACACUGAUUUCGAAAUUACAAAGAAUACAUCACUAAAUACUAAUAAAGAAGAUAUUAUUGUGGAAAUACCAAAAAUACCAUAUAAUAUUCCUAAAUCCUCAAUGUACCAACAAAAAAAACAACAACCAAAUUAUGCUAAAAAAAGUCUUGAUAUUCCCCUUGAAUAUCCUAGGAAUAUUUUCUUUAAAAAGUUUCAUAAAAUUGAUAAAAUUUCUGAUUUUUCAGUUUCAAAAAAUCCUUUAUUAGAUUCUACUGAUAAUGAAAAUAUUACUAAAACAUCUAAUAGACAAAUAAAUAUUCCCUAUGUCUUAACAUUUCCACAAACAGAAAAUAUGUUAAGGUAUAGUGAUAAAAUUAAUGGUAUUCCGAAUGAGAUUAUUCACAAUCCUUUCUUUUCCCAAACCUUUCAAAAACAAGACACACAACAUAAUAUUAGAAAUCCAAAAACUAUUUCAUUUGAUUUUAAUACUAACAAUACUAUUUUAGAAAAUUCUGAUAUUUCAUUACCUUUAUCUGAUAACGUACAGAUUCCAAAAGCGCAAACUGAUUUUGAAACACAACCCACAACAAUAAAACAAGGUGAACAUCCAGAAGAUGAAACACCCGUUUGUUUUAAAGAUUCUACACAUUCUGAAACAAUAUCAUGUACGUUUGAAGAAUCUUUAAAAUACAAAGAUGUUGUUUAUACGACAAAUCAGAAUCAUUUACAUGAAAAACAAGUUAUGACUAGUAAACCUUCUUUAUUAUCUAAUAUCAAUCCAAAUACAAAAUCAGACAUGUUAAUAUCAACUCCAAUUACUUCACCUAAACAAUUAAAAAGUAAUCGACAUACAUAUGAAAAUGGAGGGAAUAUUCUUAAUAAAGAUAUUCAUAAGGCAGAAUAUAUAUAUAAAAUGCUCGAUUUAACUUCACAAUAUUCAUCUGAAGGUAAUGGUUCUUCCACAUUUCAAGUACAACACAACCCACAAAGUAAUUUUGCUAAAGGUACUUCUAUUAAAUCACAUUCAUAUAAGGAAUCUCCACAAACAUCCACAACAUCAGAUAUUAGAAACGGAGGAACACAUCAAAAUUCACAGUCAUCAUCUUUUAUGGAAACAAAAACAAAUACAUUAUUUCAUAAUACAAGUUCAGAUCUAUCAUCUAGAAAUCAUGAUUAUGCCGAUGCAAAAACUGUUUUUCCAAAACAUCAAUUUUUUUUACAUAACGAAUUACAACAUAAUAUUCUCCAAUUACCUCUUUUUAGCUCGUAUUCUCCAAGAACUUUUAACAUUCCAAACUAUGAACCAGAAAUAACAAUAAAAAAUUCACAUGGAUCAAUAUUUAAUGGAAAUAAUAUACGUAAUGGAACUAGUGGAUCAAACAUGGUUAAUAUUAUGAUCCAGAUAGCCAGUGUUUUUGUGGGUGGUUUUAUGAUAAUGACUGUUUUUAACAAAUGCAACAUUUCCCUAUUUGGGAAUAAAAAAAAAAAAAGAAAACCUGAACCCAUUGUGCCGGAAAAUGAAGUAAUAGAUAUGUGCACAUUUACAGAACUUCAUGAACAUUUUAGACCUAAACAUAUAUCGAAACAUCAUGGAAUUCUUAACAAGAAUAAAGAUUAUAUCACACAUGAAAACACAAAAGACGAAAUGGAUUACAAUUACCAAAGAGAAGAAAUAUUUACAAAUGAUUUACAUGAAUUUGAAGAACAAUUAGAAUAUUCAAAAGUUCAGUAUGAAAAUACAUCUCAAUUUGAUGAAGAAAAAUACAUUAAUAACUUAUAUUUAUUAAAUAAAAAUAAACAAAAUUGGAAAACUAUAAUAGAAACACAUCUUCAUGUAUUAGAACAAUUUAAAAAAGAAGAAUGGGAAAUUUACAAAGGUGAUUUUUUAAAUAUAUGUCUUGAAGAAUUUAUAAAAGAAGAAAGAAAAGAAUAUAUGAAUGAAAUAGAUAAUAUAUUAAUUGUAAAUACAGAUGAACAAUAUAAUAACAUGUGGAGUAUAGAAAAACAAAAAAUUUUAUGGUAUAAGUUGAUAGAGAAAAAUAAGCCUAUUUUAGAAAAAUGGAAAAAGGAAAACAUCUUUGAAAAUUUAAUAAGUGAAUGGAAAAGGGAGCUAGUAAAUAUUGAAUCAACAAAUAUAAUAAAUGAACAAGAAAAUAUAAAUCAGUCCAUUAAUAAAUUCAUUGCUACGAACAAUCCUUUAAUAGAAAAACAAAAAAUUAUAUGGAGAAAAUGGAUUCAGAAACAAAAACUACUCAUAGCAAAUUAUAGACAAGAAGAAUGGUUUAAAAAAUUGAACAAGGAAUAUCAUAUGGAAAAUGAUAUUCAAAUAGAAUCAAUAAAUUUAGAUAUAAAUAAAAAUAAACAAGAAUUACGUGAGUAUUUAAUAAAGAAAAGAUUAAUGACAAUUGUGUUCGUAGGUAUGUAUAUGGUAGUUUUAGAAGAAUAUAUGAAAGACGAAUGUAUACAAAAUAAAGAACUAUUCCUUAAUAAUGGUCAAGAAGAAAUAUUAAACAAACCAAAUACAGAAAUAAAUCUAUCUUUAUUAGAAAUAAUAAAUGAUUCAAAGUUUAAUCUAUGUGAAAAUGAAAAAGAAGGGGAAAAGAAAAAAGAAGAAAUAAAAAUAUAUAAGAAUGAAAAUUGGUUUGUAGAUUUGAAAGAAGAUUGGACUAAAAAGGAAUAUAAAUAUUUAAAUUCUAUAACAGACGAAAGUAUAGAUAAAAAGGAAAGCCUUUUAAUAAACAAUAAAUCAUUAUCCGAUAUACAGAAAUAUGUAUCAAAGAAACAUUGGAAUGAUAUACAAAUGAAAUGGAUAGAUGAGGAUAAUGAAAUCGAUUGGUUAAAAGUAGCUCAAACACAAAUUGUGAAUAAUAAAAAGGAAACCUAUAAAAAACCAAAAGAUAAAAAAAAAAAUAUACAUUAUAAUAAUGUACAAUAUAAUAAUGUACAAUAUAAUAAUAUACAAGAUAAUAAUGUACAAGACAAAAAUUUACAAAAUAUUAAUAUAUCGAAUAAAAAAAAAGUUCAUUACAUAAACAAAAUAGAAGAAAGUGUACAAAAUGUACAAAAUGUACAAAAUAUACCAAAUGUAUCAAAUAUAAAUAUCCAUAAAUUAAAAAAUAUUAUAGAAAUACAUAUGGUAUUAUUAGAAGAUUCCAAAAAUGAAGAAUGGACUUCAAACAAAGGAGAUUUCUUGGAAAUAUGUAUAAACCAAUACAUGAAAGAGGAAGAACAAAAAAACAAAAGCACAAUUGCACAACUCAAUGAAUUAAUGAACCAAAAUAAUAAACAAAUAAUCAUACAAAAUAUAUUAGAUGAAAAUAAUAAAAUAUGCUAUAAAUGGAUAGAAAGAAAUAAAUAUAUUCAAGAAAAAUGGAAAAGUCAAGAAUGGUUUCAUAAAUUGAAAAACAACUGGAAGAUACAAGAAAAUUAUUGUAAAGAAAUUGACGAUGAAACAAAAAUUCUUGAACAAUUAAAAAAAAGAGGAACAAAUAUUAUGCUUGAGAGACAAAAAAUAAUUUGGAAAAAGUGGGUGGCCAAACAUGUAACACAUACAGAAAUAGCAGAACAAGAAGAUACAUUAAAUAAGCUUUUUACUGAAGAAGAAGAAAACAAAUUUGUAAAUGAAAUAGAAAAUUUAAAUAUAACUCAUUUAAGUAAUAAAAAAAACAUAGAUGUAUUAAAAAACUAUAGUAAGAAAAAAUUGUUAACAAUGAUUUGGAUUGAAAUACAUAUGAAAGUUUUAGAAGAACAUAAAAAAGAAGAAAUUUUAGAUAUUAAAAAAAUAUUGUUAGAUGAGUGUAUUAAUCAUAUGAAAAAACAACCAAAUUCAGAAAUUAAUCAAGGUAUAAUAGAAAUGAUUGAUUCGGUGAAAAAUAAUGUAUUAGAUGAUCAAAAAAAAUAUUCUCAUGUGACGAAUGACAUUCAAAAUGAUCAAGCAAGUAAACAAACAAAAUUCCAAUGGAUAAAUGAAGAAUAUACAUCAACACAUAAUUCACAGAAAUAUAAUAUAGCUCACGAAUCUAAACAUAUGAGAGAUAAUAAUACAAUUAAUAUUCAUCAAGGUAUAUUGAUUAAACAUUUAGAUGAUUUACAAUUUAAAUGGAUAGAUGACGAUAAUGAAUACGAUUGGUUAAAAAUAUCUUCAGAUGAAAAUAUAAAUGAUCAAAAAUUUAGUAAAAUCCAGCUCUAUAAAAGUCCUACAGAAAUGAGCAAAACAAUUUAUAAAGGUCAGCAAAAAAAUAUAUCCUACGAAACUAAUAUAUAUAAUGGAUCAUCACAUUCAAAAAACUAUUCUAAAAUAAUACAAUUAAAUGAUAAAAUAUAUUGUGAAGAUUCUCAAUUAUUUUCCAAAACAAUUUCCACAUUUAAUAAUGAAACAAAUAUAAAAGAUACAAAUAAUCAUCUUAAUAACAUAAUACAAGAUACACAAAAUAAUAAAGAGAUUCCUAAUUUUAAACAAAUGGAUUCAUUAAAUAAAUAUAAAUUUACAAACUAUAAAACAUUUAUAGAAAUGCAUCUAACCAUUUUGGAAGAAUGCAUAAAAGAAGAAUGGAGAAAUAUAAGACAACUGUUUUUUGAAACUUCUAUAAAUGAAAUAAAAAAUGAACCGUGGUUUUAUCAAGAUUUUUUUAAUAACGGAAAUAUGAAAGAACAAAAUUAUGACAAUAUAUAUAUUCAAAAUUCUAUAUAUAAUGAGUGGAUAGAAGAGAACAAAAAAUUAUUAGAGAAUUAUAAAAAGAAAGAAUGGUUUAAUAGUUUUAUGCAUGAAUGGAAAGCAGAAUUAAAAACAUAUAAAGUAGAACAAUCACAAAAAGAAGAAAAUAAAAAUACAAAGCAAAUGUAUUAUAAAGAAAUAAUGGACAACAUGAUUGAAAGAAUACAAAAUGAUUUAUAUAUUUUGGAAUCAUCUGAAUAUAAAAAUACAGGAGUAAACCUUUUAAACAUAAACGAAUUCCAGAACCAAAAUAUAUUUGAAAUACAAAAUAUGCAUAAUGAACAAAUUGUAAAUAAUUCAAAUGCCAAAUCAAAAAAUCCUAUGAUAGAUUAUCAAAAUAUGGUGUGGAAAUCAUGGAUUCAAAAACAUAUUAAAAAUAUAAGAGAAGGAAACAAAGAAGAAUCUUUUAACAAAUUAAUUGAAGAACAUAUACAAGGCAGAAAUAUGAACGAAUUAAAAACAUAUACAAUGAACAAAAAGUUGAUAACAAAAAUGUUUGUACAAAUACAUAUGAUGGUAUUAGAAGAAUAUAAAAAAGAAGAAUAUGCAAUCAUGAAAAACAUAUUUUUAGAUACAUGUAUGAAUCACAUAGACAAUCUAGAAUAUUCUAUCAAUGAAAAAAAAUAUAUGUUAGAAAUUCUUAUAGAAAUGAAAAAAAAUAAAUCAACUAAUCAAAAACAUAAACACAUAUUAGAUGAAUAUAAAAAACAUAUUUUAUUUGAAGAACUGAAGAACGAAUGGAAAUAUAGAGAAAAUAAAUAUAGAAAUAUUCUAUCUAAUCAAAAUUUAAUUAAUUCUUAUAAUACUAAACCAAAUAUAAAUAAAAUAUUCGAAAUGCAAACAAAUUUAAUCACCAAACAUAUAAAACAUAUACAUUUAAAAUGGAUUCAAAAUGAAAAAAAAUAG